AUGCCACCGACUGUUACAACUGGCGACCAAUUUAAACUGUCGAAUCUCCCAACGGACACAAUUAGUGCAGUGCACUUCCAGCCAGGAAAGGGUGCUCAAUUCCUCCUGGCGUCGAGUUGGGACUGCAUGGUGCGCCUCUACGACGUAACCUCUGGCGGUCAGCGCUCUGCCUACGAGCACGCCUGUCCUGUGCUCGCAAGCUGUUUCGCCGACGCACUGCAUGCCGUCUCGGGUUCUCUGGAAGGUGCCGUCAAGUAUUUCGACAUUAACACUGCGCAGGUAACAAAUCUCGGCAAAUGCAAUCGCGCUGUAAGCGUUGCCUUAUAUAGUCAGGCCAUUGGGGCUUCCUUGACUGGCAGUUGGGACAAAACAGUUCGCAUUUGGGACCCCCGCGCCGCCAAUCCCCCCUCUAGUGGAGACGCCGGAGGUGCUGUCUCGGUCCACCAACAGCCUGAUACUGUCUUCACAAUGGAUGCCGUAAACACCACUCUGGUGGUGGGUACCGCAGGCCGGCAUAUCGUGCUGUGGGACCUCCGUAACAUGGCUCAGCCCAUGGAACAGCAGGAAUCAACACUGCGCUACCAGACUCGCGUCGUCCGCUGCUUCCCAAAUGGCCAGGGUUUCGUUGUUGGCUCCAUCGAAGGUCGCGUUGCCGUCCGUAUGUUUGACAAAAGUCAAGAAUCGCAGAAGAGGUCUUACGUUUUCAAGUGCCACCGCGUAAAGGAGGAGAAAAGGGAGAUCAUUUACCCUGUGACGGCGAUUUCCUUCCAUCAGCGAUACAAUACUUUCGCUACUGGUGGAUCCGACGGCAUGGUGAAUACGUGGGAUGGUUUUAAUCGUAAGUGGCUGGCUCAAUUCGAAAAAUACCCCACAACAAUAAGCAGCCUAGAUUUCUCUGAAGACGGUACCCAGCUGGCGAUUGGCGUGUCGUAUCUUUUUGAGAAUGGUGAGAUUCCCGACCCCCCGGCACCGGCCAUCUACAUUCGAUCUGUGGCAGAUUCAGAGGUGAGGCGGAAGAACUUCGCUCCACCGCCUGCGCCUCCGGUUUCAACCAGUUCAGCUAUCCCAGCGGUCCCACCACCGAGGUUCUAG
This is a messenger RNA of Mesocestoides corti, 1092 nucleotides long. NCBI's taxonomy places the organism in Eukaryota, Metazoa, Platyhelminthes, Cestoda, Cyclophyllidea, Mesocestoididae. The record is from the annotation of a GenBank genome assembly.